Zingiber officinale is the source of this 461-nucleotide messenger RNA. RefSeq names its product xyloglucan endotransglucosylase/hydrolase 2-like. Gene Ontology annotation, molecular function: hydrolase activity, hydrolyzing O-glycosyl compounds. The transcript has 3 exons. Gene Ontology annotation, biological process: carbohydrate metabolic process. The record is from RefSeq and is a predicted model, not a curated record. NCBI's taxonomy places the organism in Eukaryota, Viridiplantae, Streptophyta, Magnoliopsida, Zingiberales, Zingiberaceae. Bases 27 to 446 code for a protein of 139 amino acids.
UCUUCGGAUUUGUUCUUCUCGUGGCCAUGGGGCAAGCCCUCGCAGACUUCAACUUCUACAGAGACAUGGUCUGCUACUGGGGACCUCGCAACUUGGCCGUGUGGAACAAUGGAACAAACUUGGCACUCAACCUCAACAACGCCUCAGGCUGUGGGAUCAAAACGAGGAAGCAGUUUAUGUUCGGAAGCGUAGAGAUGCAAAUUAAGCUCGUCCAAGGAAAUUCUGCUGGCACUGUGACUACAUAUUAUGUGUCUUCGACCGGAGACAAGCACGACGAGAUCGAUUUCGAGUUCCUUGGUAACGUAUCGGGGCAGCCUUACAUCGUCCACACCAACAUCUGGGCUCGAGGGGUAGGAAGAAGGGAACAGCAGUUUUAUCUUUGGUUCGACCCAACUGCGGCCUUUCACAACUACACCAUUCACUGGAAUCCCAGCCAAAUCGUGUAAACUCUCUGUCUCUCU